Molecule: messenger RNA, 1949 nt
Organism: Caenorhabditis angaria
Lineage: Eukaryota; Metazoa; Nematoda; Chromadorea; Rhabditida; Rhabditidae
Source: the annotation of a GenBank genome assembly
AUGUCAAAAAUUUGGAUUUGCAUACUUUUUGGAAUCAGUUCUAUUUCUACUAUUUCGGAAGAGGAUUCAAUUGGAUCCUUGAUAUCAAAAGAUUUUCUAACAACCGAAGGUAUUUUCAUCUCCAUUAACGCUUUUAUGUAUAUUUUCGUUGAAUACAGGAAAUAAUACAACCGAAUUGGAAAAUGGAACGACCUUCGGUAGUUAUACAUCAACUACUGUAAUAAUAUCAACAACAGAAAGGCCAGGAAGUAUGUACUAAAUAGAUAAGAUUCGAGUUAGAAAUUCAAUAUUUCAGAGUGUCGAGUCCCUCCGGACAUUCUACUUAAGGACGAUUGUGAUUGGUUUGAUACAAAUGGAGCAUAGUAAGAAAUUCUUGACUUUAAAAAUUAAAUUCGUGAAUUUUUUAGUGUCGAAAUUAAUACUGAUUUAUUAAAUGAUGAAAUUCUAAUGAAGCUGGCCAACCGCCUGGUUUAUCUUAGUAAAGUCAAAUUAAUAAUCUCGGGCUUCUUGUCAAGUGGUACUAAUGUGAAUAAGAUAUAUGACAAGCGGAAUUUAACUGGUAUAUUAUUCUCGAAAUUGAGUCAAAUCGAAGGUAAUGAGUUAUCCAAGAAUAUGAACUAUAUAUUGAUUUUGUAUACUGUAGUUCUUAUUCUUUCAGAUGCUGAGAUAGUCAUUGAAAAUGGGCGCAAUCUUGAUUUCAAUUUAUUAUUUCCUACUUAUGAAAAUAUAUCGAUCAGAAAUUUCUCCCUAACAAUUCAUGGAAAUGAGCAGAUAGUAAAUCUUUCGAAUCGCGCUGAAUUAAUGGAAAGAAUUUGUGACACAGCAAUUUGCGAUAUUCAGGAAAAGGAAGAAUGCAUGUUUUUGAAUUCAAUUCAAAACAUAAACGAGUAUAAAAAAUGUGAAAUUGUGUAUGGAGAUAUGGUAUUUGAUCAAGAAUUCCAAGAUUUUAUACCAAGACACAUGAAUUUUGUGCUUUAUGGAUGUUUUAUUGUGGAUCAAGCCAAUAUUCGUAUUCUCAUGCAUUUUUCUUUCGUAGAAACACACUGUACAACUGCUCAUGGUAGAUAUACUAUUUUCUGAAUCCUUUUAAAAACUUUUUUUCACAGAAUUCACACUCAACAAUUUGCUAUGUCGCGAAGAUCGCAUUAUGACAGUCAAACAUUUCAGACAAGGUAUUGUUGAAGUCAGAAUUGCUGAAGAAGAGGCAGAAUGUUCGAGUAUGUUGAACUAUUUUUUUGGAACAAUUAUUUUGUUUUUUGUUCAGAGGGCGAGUGCUUUGGUAAUUUGGUAAUCGAAAGAGAAACACAAUAUUUUCUCACGUGUGAAAAGGUAAAGAAAUCUUUGGUGAUCAAUGAAAAAAGUGGAAACUUGUCGGAUAGAAUACCAGAUUUUGCUUUCAUCCGUUUAAUAGAAGGAACAUUCAAAAUCACAAACAAUCCAAGCAUCGAAGUUCUAAUCCUCCCAUUGUUGAAAAAAAUUGAAGGUGAUAAAUGUAAGUUUAACUAUUUUGAGAAAUAAAUGAACGAAAGCAACAAUUUCAAGGUCCCGCUCUGACAAUUGAAAAUAUGCCAAAUUUGAAGAAAAUUAUUUUUCAUCCAUCGUUUUCUGUUUCAUGUAAUGCCGAUUCAAAUGCACCAGCUAUAUCAAUUUCGAAUUGUUCUAAACUUGUAUUACCAAAUGAUAUAUACGAUUGGGAUAAAAAUGAAAGAGUUGAAAUCGGGACAACACAAGUAGCACCGCCAAGUCCGUUUCAUUGUAAGUUUGAAAAAAAAAGAAUACCAUUAAUGCGAAUCAAUUCAAAAUGUUUUCAAGUUAUACAAUACGCAAUUUAUGCAGCAUUUGGAAUAAUGAUUAUUAUCGAGAUUAUACUAUUCAUAUACAACAAAAACAAAGAUCCGGAAAGAAUUGAAGAUAUUGAUGAUCUACUCGAGUAUACCAACAAAGGGUAA